Molecule: messenger RNA, 2509 nt
Organism: Daphnia pulicaria
Lineage: Eukaryota; Metazoa; Arthropoda; Branchiopoda; Diplostraca; Daphniidae
Exons: 2
Coding region: 48-2426 (792 amino acids)
Source: RefSeq, a predicted model, not a curated record
GCCGAUCAGACCAGAAACAAUUUCGUUGCUCGUCGGCAUCACAAGCCAUGGAUUCGUCCUCAAAGACUUUAAAGUACGAUUGGCUGCUAAUUAUUCUUUUAGUUCUUACAGCGGUUCCAACUGGUUCUUCUGCAACUCCAGUUGCGCAAAAAAAUGCUCGAAAACUUUCUCAAUUCGAAGUGAGCGCCAGCCUAUCAGUCAAUACUACCGCUAUCAUAGUUGCCAACAACGCUGUAGCUACAAAAGAUGCUGUCGAAGAAGAUUUCAUGACUCAAUUGAGCGUACACAUGGACUGGGAACAUUUGCUGUCACCUGCUCCUCUCAGCAUCGGACUUUUAGGCGAUCUCAUCAUCAUGUCGUCACAGGCUAACGAUUUUGCGAUCGACAGCGAACUGCCAAGGAGCGGUGGCAUCAAGUACGUCAAAUACCCCAAGAGCUUCCGCGCCACUUUGGUUCAAAUCGCCAACGGAGGCCACCGCGCUUUCAUGGUGGCCCACAACAACAUGGACAAAAUCAAACUGUCGACGGCAGACGUUCCAGUCUACAUGAAAGAAGCCACCCGAAUUCUGGUGACGGGCGACGAAGAGCUGGUUCAGGACUACCUUCCGGCGCCAUUAAGUCGCAUCCGGGAAUCGGCCGUUCAGAGCGUCCUGCUGUCCAAAGCGGUCGUCUACCAAUUCGAGCACGUCAUGAAUUUGACGACUGAAGUACUUGAAAUGUGUACCAGCGAAAAGAGCCAGCAAGAGAUGAAUCUAAGGAAAAAUCUGGAUCGGGAGAAGAUUCUCAACAUCACCAUUCCGUCGUACCAGCAAAUGGUAGCCAACCUGAACGAGACGGUGAUGAAGGAUACGGCGAUGAUGGAUCGGGCCGAAGACGAUAUGCGUCGCGCUCUGAAAGAAAUACCAACAGGCUGGCAAAUGAUCGGCAUGGAUUUCGUCCAGAGUGUGGCCAAUAUGGCGACCUCGUUCUUUACAGGAUUGGGAAGGAUUGCCAAUCCUGUCUCCUUUAUUAGUGACAUUAAAAAGGCCGUUUCUUCGCCAAGUCAGGGCAGCAACUCAGAGUCGAGUUCCAGCGAUAAUUCUACUUCCGGCGCCCAAGUUCCUGAUACGAAUUUGUGCCUCUUGCAGCACCGCAAACAAGUCUUGGAUAUUUCUGGUUUUGCCAGAAAUAUGCGUCAAACCUACACGACCCUACAAUCCAUCGACUCGGCUAAAGGAAUAUACAAAGCCACUGCCGACUUGAAAACAUUGAACAAUCUGCUGUCGGAUGAAGUCAGCGAAUGUCAGCCCAUCGUCACCGCCAUUGAAGAGGCCAAGUCCGUCGCCAAUCAACUAGCACACCUGGCCAAACUGAAAAAGUCAGAGAACGUCACGGAUGAAGAUUUCGCCCAAGAACGAGAAUCUUCCUUCGAAGACUUGGAGGAACAAAUGAAAAGCUUGCAAAUUUAUGCCAAAAACUUGCACACCUUUUUAAUGUCAAAUCAGCAGGCCGUCCCCAACAAAACACCGCUAUUGUCCAGAGCUCAGCAGGCCAAUUCUGGUGGCACAGCCAGCCAACAACAGCUGGCCGAUUGCCGCUAUCGGGCCGACAUGGCUCAGGCCACUCUUCAGCAGACCCGUGAAUCACUCGACAAGACCCGCGCAUUAAUGAUCGAACAAAAUAAAGAAUUCAUCAAAUUGCUGACGGAACAGCAGAGUUUGAAAUUAGACCAGGUUCGCUACGACGAAAUCAUCGCCGCCCUGCAGGAAGGUCUCAGGACAUUGGGUGUAUUGAAAGAGCAUUGGACCAAAUUGGUCAUGUUCUUCCAAAAGAUUGCCAACAUUGUCGAGUAUGUCGCAGCCAAGAGCAUUGAAGAUUUCGCCAAUCACAUUGAGACUACCAGUCAGAAGCUCAAGCACGUCCACAAAGAAUUCGUCAUCGAUGCCAUCUAUUCCAAAGCUUUGAAAGCUACUCAGGCUACCGCUUUGGUGCACAAUAUGGCCACCACUUACCUGGAUGUGUCUGGUAAAUAUAUCAUGCCCAGCGUAGCUAUUCUCAGUCGACUUAACGCCAUCGAUCCGAGAACGGCUAAUGAUGAGCGUGCCAACUUAUUGGCCAAGUGCCAAGAGGAUUCGCAGAAUAUCGUCGAUCUCAUUAUUGUGGAAAAGGAAAAAGUCAUCCGGAAAGUCGAAGCCCGUGAAGCGCAAAUCAAGAAGGAGUACGCCUUCCUCGACGACAUAAGAUCCAAGCAAAUUGAAUUUCUACGGCAGAAAACGCAAACUGAAAUGCAACAGCAAGUUAAAAGAGGUAAAUUGAAUCAAAACCAAUUGUCGGCCGCAGUGGAACAGACACUCGUCAAAAGGAUUGAAGACGACGAAUUCUUGAGAGAAAAUCACGUUUUCAAUUAUCAAGUAAACUCGGAAGAAGUUGAAGCUGAAGAAUUUUAAAUUUUAUUAAUGUUUUUAAACGGUGUUGUUGCCUACAACUCAAAUCAAACGGGAAUAGACAAUACAAGUUAGUUACACAGCAA